AUGUGGGUGGCACCGGAACCGGGCCUGUUUGCAUACUGGACCGUGAUUGUGCUUUCCCUGAUGGCCACACACAUUAUGGUCUAUACCCACCGACGAUGCGUGGCGGAGAACACGCAGCAACAGGCCCUGCGAUCAUCUGAAGCCGAAGCCCUCGCGCAUCACGCUUUUCGCACACCAGCUGGCUACUUUCGGCUCAACCGUGCCGGAGUUGGUAUCAUGGUCUUUCAGUUUCUGCUUAUCAUCUGCGCCAUCAUCAUUGGCUCAAUCAUCACGGCAUACACAUUUCACAUCAAGGGUUUGGUGGCAUGGCUGUUGAAUGAGGACGACUUUGCCAUUGAUCGAACCUAUUCUCUUUGGAGCAUGUUCAUGAACCUGCCAGACUCGAGUCCUCACCCCAACGGCGUGACCAUCCGAGCCAUUCAGGCCCUCUACCUCCUCUUUGCCUUUAUCGUCCCCAUUCUGCAGCAGAUCAUGCUAGCUGUUUUAUGGUUAAUGCCUUUGCGGCCCCGCAGUCAAGAACUCGUUUAUUGGUUCUCAGAGAUUUGCUUUGCCUGGUCUGCACUUGAGGUUUACUUGCUGAGCAUUAUUGUGGCUCUGCUUCAGCUGCCACAGUUGGCUCAAUUUAUCAUUGGCAGCAAAUGCGAUGCCAUCAACGCACUUUUGCGAACCCUAUUCGAGCCCGUUUUGGGAAACGAGAGCAUGUGCUUUGACGUCAGCACCGAAUUGAAUCACGGCACGCUGGUGUUGGGCCUGUGCGUCUUGCUCAAUUUUGUGGUGACCAUCAUUGUCAUGCGCAUGUCACGCUUUGCCAUCAAUGAUCGCAACAGCAGUAAGCAGGCUUUGUUGCUCAACGAUCCGCUGCCUAGUCACCGUGUGGGUAGUGAGAAGGACCCUUUGCUGUCGCAUAGCUCCGGCAGCGACGGCGCCCGUAAACACGGGCAGGCUGAGGCCGAGACCCAGGCCAGCAUUAUCUUUCGCCUCGGGGAGCGGUUGGGCCUCUUGGAGCGAACCACCGAAACCCAAGAGCAGGAGCGCUUUAUCAUCGAUUAGAGCUGUGGAGAGAAUUGCGCUUAGCUUGACGUUUUCUGACUAUGCACCUUUGAACCUUGCCCCGGAAUUGCCGGUCGACCCAUCAAAUGACACAACAAUAGUCGAGAACGAAGUGUGAGAGGUAUCCUAAGAUUAUUUUAUGCAAAUUGAUUUUUUUUUUUUUUC
Molecule: messenger RNA, 1215 nt
Organism: Monosiga brevicollis MX1
Lineage: Eukaryota; Choanoflagellata; Craspedida; Salpingoecidae
Exons: 5
Coding region: 1-1050 (349 amino acids)
Source: RefSeq, a predicted model, not a curated record